Kuraishia capsulata CBS 1993 is the source of this 369-nucleotide messenger RNA. RefSeq lists its product as uncharacterized. Gene Ontology annotation, cellular component: fungal-type vacuole membrane; vacuolar transporter chaperone complex. The coding region runs from base 1 to 369 and encodes 122 amino acids. The transcript has 2 exons. The record is from RefSeq and is a predicted model, not a curated record. Lineage: Eukaryota; Fungi; Ascomycota; Pichiomycetes; Pichiales; Pichiaceae.
AUGUCAUCUGCUCCAUUGCUACAGAGUGCGCCUGGCAAGAGAAUAGCGCUUCCCACGAGGGUCGAGCCCAAGGUGUUCUUCGCCAACGAAAGAACGUUUCUGUCAUGGUUGAACUUCACCGUGAUCCUGGGUUCGCUGGCAAUUGGACUUUUGAACUUUGGUGAUAAAGUUGGACGGAUUUCAGCUGCACUCUUUACAUUGAUCGCCAUGGGCACUAUGCUGUAUGCCUUGACCACGUACCAUUGGAGGGCAAAUGCUAUCAGGAGACGGGGGUCCGGGCCUUACGAUGACAGAUUUGGUCCUACAAUGUUAUGUUUCUUCCUGUUAAUUGCUGUGAUUGUGAACUUCACGUUGAGGAUCAGGGCCUGA